AUGUGUUAUGUGUAUUCCUGCAUCAUUUGGACGCUCAUUCCACGACCUAACUUAAGUUUUGUGUCACCAGGUCGCCUGUGUCCCCGGCGUGACCGCGUGACGUGUCCGCUGCACGGCCGCGUCAUCCCGCGCACUAGCGCGUCAGGGGAGCCAGACCUCGCCUACGCCAAGGCCUUACUAGCCGCCGCCCGGCGCCGCUUUGAUGCAAACGCUGCUGAAACUAGUUCCGAGUUAACGAAUUCUUCCGCUGCUGCAACUAGUUUGCAGUCUCCAAACUCUUCAGCUGCUGAAACUAGUGCCGAGUUAACGAACUCUGCCGCUGCUGCAGCUAAUGCACAGUUAACGAACUCGUCCGCUGCUGGAACUAGUGCCGAGUUAACGAACUCGUUCGCUGCUACAACUAGCUUGCAGUCAAAGAGCUCCUCCGUUCCAACAACUAGUUCACAGUCGCCGAACUCUUCCGCUGCAACAACUAAUGCACAGUCUGCGAACUCUUCCCCUGCAACAACUAGUGCGCAGUCACUGAGCUCUUCCGCUGCAACAACUAGUGCGCAGUCAAAGAACUCCUCCGCUGUAACAACUAGUGCACAGUCUCUGAGCUCUUCCGCUGCAACAACUAGUGCACAGUCUCCAAAUUCUUCUGCUGCUGUAACCACUGAAACUCGGAUGUCUUGUAUAAAUUCAUAUACUGGUAAUAUGUCCAGUUUUUCUGAGGUUGAUAGUAAAAAAUGUGGUGUACCAGGCGAACAUAAAACUUCCAAAGAUAAAAAGAGCCUAGUAAGCAAACUCAACCAAAUGAGUGCCGAUUCUCUUCACUCCACUAAGUGCGGUGAAAAAAUUGUCAAAAACCACACGGCAUUUCAAUCAACCAGCAUAUUGAAAUCUAUGUCGCAUUCUAGGCAAUCAUUAAGAGGCAAUCCUGGAUUGAUGUUGGCACAAAGCGAUUAUUCUGCACAUACAAGAAGAGAUAACAACACAAAUGUUCGAGAUGGAAGUCUUUCUUCCAAUAAUAAGGUUGAUAGCAAUAAUAUUCUUGCUGGAGAUCGUAUUGAAGCAAGUGCAAAUACUGGUGACAGCCGAGCUUGUAAAAACACAGAUGAAGAUAUUUCUACGGACAAAGGCGAUGCGGACAGAGAUGAUUAUAUGAUGAUUUCUGCGGACCGAGAUGAUUAUAUUUCUGCGGACAAAGACAAUAAUAUUCCUGUGGAUACAGAUGAUAUCCCUGCGGACAAAUACAAAGACAUAUCAUCAGACGAAGUUCAAUCGGUGUGUGCGGCCGAGGAGUUGGUGCGGGCGGUUGAGGCCGCUCUGCUGAAGGACCGGCGACGGCGGAUGAACCUGGACCAGGACUGGCAGGACCCCCUCCUGCUGGCCGAGAUCAGGGCGGCCACCGGCGUCGACCUCGACAUGAGGACACUCAAGAAGAGGCGACGUGGAGAGGAAGGUGGUCUCACGGACCUGAAGAAGGCUGAGGACACGCCUCACCGGCGCCUCGAGAAGAAGGUGUUCUCUAAACGGGCUCUCAAGAGAAGGCACUGACUCUCUAAACGGGCUCUCAACAGGAGACUCGCUGACUCUCUAAACGGGCUCUCAACAGGAGGCACUGACUCUCUAAACGGGCUCUCAACAGGAGGCGCUGACUCUCUAAACAGGCUCUCAAGAGGAGGCGCUGACUCUCUAAACGGGCUCUCAACAGGAGGCACUGACUCUCUAAACGGGCUCUCAAGAGGAGGCGCUGACUCUAAACGGGCUCUCAACAGGAGGCGCUGACUCUCUAAAUGGGCUCUCAACAGGAGGCGCUGACUCUCUAAACGGGCUCUCAACAGGAGGUGCUGACUCUCUAAACGGGCUCUCAACAGGAGGCGCUGACUCUCUAAAUGGGCUCUCAAGAGCAGAGCUUUGAUUUUCGCUCAUUUAAACGCCAUCAAAAUAUUUCUCAAGUUCAACUAUCGAAAUUACGACAAUGAGCUCGUAGUAAUAUAACGUUCAU
Hyalella azteca is the source of this 1990-nucleotide messenger RNA. Its product is annotated as putative GPI-anchored protein pfl2. Gene Ontology annotation, biological process: transcription-coupled nucleotide-excision repair; response to UV. Lineage: Eukaryota; Metazoa; Arthropoda; Malacostraca; Amphipoda; Hyalellidae. Gene Ontology annotation, cellular component: chromosome. The record is from RefSeq and is a predicted model, not a curated record. Gene Ontology annotation, molecular function: RNA polymerase II complex binding. The coding region runs from base 1 to 1539 and encodes 512 amino acids. The transcript is spliced from 2 exons.